Acanthochromis polyacanthus (spiny chromis) is the source of this 3983-nucleotide messenger RNA. It is a transcript of the gene aldh5a1, whose product is annotated as aldehyde dehydrogenase 5 family, member A1 (succinate-semialdehyde dehydrogenase). Lineage: Eukaryota; Metazoa; Chordata; Actinopteri; Pomacentridae. Gene Ontology annotation, biological process: GABA catabolic process. Gene Ontology annotation, molecular function: succinate-semialdehyde dehydrogenase (NAD+) activity. The record is from RefSeq and is a predicted model, not a curated record.
AGACAGUAGAAGUCUUUGAACGCACCACGAGAGCUGCGGAGCGGAAUGAACGCUAGGCCUGAAGUGCUCUCCGUUUGUGUUUGUGCACAGUCAAGUCGUUAACGAAGACCGGUUAGAACCGACGGAGAGAGAGCUUCAACUGCAAGGACACACACACAGAGACAGACAGACAGACAGUGAGCUGCACACACACCCAGCUGCACACAUCUGCCCGGUAUGUCCGUUGUCUGUGCGCUGAGGUCCCGCUGCUUCCCCCGGCAGGUGCUGCUCGGCCUGUCCGCCGCCAUGAGCCGCAGCUACAGCCUGGACGUCUCCGCUCCGCUGCUCCGGACGCAGGGAUACGUGGACGGCCGCUGGGUUUCCGCAGCCUCCGUGUUCCCCGUGCUGGACCCAGCCACCGGGCAGGAGAUCGCCCGGGUGGCGGACUGUGGCCCCACCGAGGCCAAGCAGGCGGUGGACGCUGCAUACAAAGCGUUUCACUCCUGGAAGCAGUACACCGCCAAGGAGAGGAGCGUCCUGCUCAGGAAGUGGUUCGACCUGCUGACGCUGCACAAAGACGACCUCGCCAAGUUGAUCACCUUCGAAUGUGGUAAGCCGUUGCGUGAGUCUCUGGGUGAGAUUGCGUACUCGGCCUCCUUCCUCGACUGGUUCUCUGAGGAAGCUCGCAGAGUUUACGGUGACAUCGUUCCGUCUCCGGCCAAAGACAGGAAGAUCCUCCUGCUCAAGCAGCCGGUGGGCGUGGCCUCCAUCAUCACGCCGUGGAACUUCCCCAGCGCCAUGAUCACCAGGAAGGUUGGAGCUGCUCUGGCCGCCGGCUGCACGGUGGUGGUGAAACCAGCCGAGGACACGCCGCUGUCGGCUCUGGCUCUGGCAGAGCUGGCGGAGCAGGCGGGGAUCCCAGCCGGGGUGUUUAACGUGGUUCCCUGCUCCAGAGAGACGACCCCGGCAGUGGGGCAGGUCCUCUGCACCGACCCCCUGGUGGCCAAAAUCUCCUUCACCGGAUCCACGGCCACCGGAAAGGUGUUGCUGAAAAUGGCCGCCGACACGGUGAAGAAGGCGUCCAUGGAGCUGGGAGGCCACGCCCCUUUCAUUGUGUUCGACAGCGCUGACAUCGACAAGGCGGUGGGCGGAGCCAUGGCGUCCAAGUUCAGAAACUCCGGACAGACGUGUGUUUGUUCCAACCGCUUCCUGGUGCAGAGCGGAAUCUAUGACCGCUUCGUGGAAAGGUUGGGCCGAGCGAUGGACGGCGAGCUGCGUCUGGGUCAUGGCUCGGAGCCCGAAACCACCCAGGGGCCGCUGAUCAACACCAGAGCUGCAGAGAAGGUGGUCCAUCAGAUUACGGACGCUGUAUCCCUCGGGGCGAAGGUUCUGAGGGGAGGGAAGCGUCUGCACGGCUCUUUUAUGGAACCGACUCUGCUGUCUGACGUCACCACAGACAUGCUGUGUACGAAGGAGGAAACGUUCGGACCGCUGCUGCCCGUCAUCAGGUUUAACACAGAAGAAGAAGCUCUGGCUAUUGCAAACGCAUCCAACGUUGGAUUAGCAGGUUACUUCUACUCUCAGGAUGUGAGUCAGAUCUGGCGGGUGGCGGAGGCGUUGGAGGUGGGGAUAGUCGGCGUCAACGAGGGACUUCUGUCCACACCUGAGGCCACCUUCGGUGGCGUCAAACAGUCCGGUUUGGGCCGCGAGGGCUCCAAGUAUGGCAUCGAUGAGUAUCUGGAGGUCAAGUACAUGUGCUUUGGAGGCCUGAAGCCCUGAGCGAGGACGAAGCGACGCCUUGGGGCCGCCGGUACGACAACACAGUGAAAUUAAUAACAUCUCAGGUUCUAAUUAAACUCCCUCAUAACAGAAUAUAAAAUAAAAGAUUAGCACUGAUAAUUUGAGGAAUCUGCCCAAAUAACUUUAAACAAACCUGAAAUGAGAUGUUAAACAAGGUCCUCUUAAUUUCUUUUUGUUGUUUUUAUAUACCAGAUAUAUUGCAAUGUUUUACUGUAUAAAAACACAAUAAGAUACUCGGAGAAGAGAUACAAAGUUUGUUUAAACUUUAUUGUAAGUUCACAGACAGUUUUUUUUAACUUUUAAAUCAGAAAACUGGUGAAUUUGUCCUCGAUAACUGUCUCAGCUCAGAAUUGCUAAACUAUGAUUGGACAGUGACUAUUUGGGGAGGGGCUUACAAAACAGUCAGAACAUAACGAACAACCUGCAGCCAAUCAGAAUCCAGUUUUCUGUUACUAUAGGUGAUAACUGUCACUGAAACAUGAAUUCAUGCUAUUUCUUCACAAAGGUGCAAGUCAGUAAAAAAAAAAAACAGUGAGAAUAAAGCAGAUAAACUGUGAACAGGAGGACAUGUCAAAUUAAAAAAAAAAAGAAAAUACUCGUUAAUUUGAAAGUUCUCAUUCAUAUUUGUUUUGACCAAGCUUUUCCUGCACAAAACUCUCUCCUGAAUUGAUUUGAUGCCUAUCAGUGACAAAAGUACUUAGAUUUUCUGACAUAAUCAAACCAUGGGGACACUUGUUAUAAAUUGGCUUUUAAAAUAACAAUAUUAAUCCAUUUUUUAUCCUUGAACACCUAAAACGUGCUCAUAAAUAAAAUGAAGGAGAAACAGGGUUCAACAUGUCUGCAUGCACCUAAUGUAGAGGAAGAAAAAAAAACACUACCAGAAAUGUGUUAAUUAUUGCAACAUAAUUCUAAUAAGUUCUUGUUGCUGUGUUGAUAAAUGUUGAUCUGAAUGCUGGUUAAAGCACGAGACUGUUUUUUUAAGUGUCUAUCGGAAAGCAGUUCAAUCAUAAGUGCCAAAUGACUGAUUUUAUUACUUGGUGACAAACAACGAGACUGUAUUUUUACUAAACAGUAAUUAGUACUAAUUAUACUGUUCUGUGGAGGUUGCUUCUAGAUGAUUUGACCGUUGUUGAUACGAGAUGCUUACAAGUGCAGAGAUUAAAUUAAAGUAUUUUCAAUGGCUGCAUUUUGCCAUCAGAAGCCACUUUCCAAUGAGAAACUGAAGCUGCUAUAUCACUCUGUUCAGAGCCACCAGCCUCCACUGACAAAAAACAGUAAUUUAACCUCAUAACCUGCCUCAAUUGAUCAGUUUCUUUGUGUUUUAACAUGCAAGUUUGGAUCCAAUGCAGCUGCUCUUAAGUAAUCUUUGGAUUUCUGGUGGUUUUCAGUGUAUAAUUUUUAAAUUGGUCAGUUAAUUUGGUGUACGAUUUAGUAUUUUAGGGUCUAACAUUAAUAUUUAACCUGUUAGGUAAAUUUAGGCCCAAUGUGUGCUUUAAAUGUGCUUUAUAAAUAACAAUGACUUGACUAAAGUCAGCAAUAGCAGAAAAACUGAUCGAUCACGGCAGCAUUAAGCAACAACCUCAGUACGUAAAUUUCUGUUUGUUGUGAAUGGAGUGUGUUGGCUUUUAGGAAAGCGAUAUAACAGCUUUAGUUGUCCAACAGUAAAGUAAAGCAAUGGAAAUGCUCUAAACAGAGUACUAUUAAACUGAAUGACUGAUUUGUGUUGUAAAUGUGGGAAAAUAUAUUUUGGUGCUUAGUGUCUUCAAACUGGGGACCAUCACCUACUGAAAGUAACCCCAACUAUAGAUAAAGAAAAAGUGAAAAUAAUUGAUGUGAAAAUGUCAUGGCAACAAGUCCUUAGCCUCAAAGCUUACUUAAGUCAUCCUGCACUUUAGGGGUUUUAACUGAAGCGCAAAGAAAUUCAAAUUGGUAAAAGUACUUAAGCUCAACUGUAGAAGUCAUACUGAAUGAAAAUGUAUUUAACGUAACUUGCACUCAUGUCAAACCAACAAUCAAAUCAAGCCCUUUGGUAACUAAUUCCACUAUAAACAGAUUUGCUCGUAAUAGCAGUGAUGUCUAUCAGUAUGUUGUUUAGCAGAUUGUGUUUCUAAUAUAUUUAAUUGUAAUAUACCAUUGUAGUCAAUACAUUGAUUUUUGUAUCUUUGACUGUAGAUUUUAAUGGAAAAAUAAAGAUUUUAAUAUUA